AUGGUGUUUUCACCACAGAGUGCUGCUCCAGCUUCUCCUGAGGUUAAAAAAGAUAAAAUUGAAAAUACAAUAAUACAAACCUCUGCAACUUCAAAACCUGCGGAACCUAUUAAACCCUCUAAAACCGUAAAAGUAACCGAAAAAUCAAGCGAUGGAAAAGAAAAAGAGAAAAAGAAACAAAUUGUCAGUGAAGUGCAUGUAGUAACCGAAGCCGUUAAACCGACUAAAGUUGUUGAAUCGAAACCAGAAACGCUUAUAUUAUCCAGCAAAGUUGAAAUUAAAGAAGGAACUCCCGUUAAAGUGAAAAAAAGUUCAAAGCAAGCUUUUGUAAAAGUCGAAGUUAGAGAUGAAAACAACAAAAUUAUCUCCAGCCAAGUGGAAGUUAAAUCUGGAUCGACUAAAAUCGCACCCAGCAAAACAGAGUCGAAAGAAAAAAUAAAACCAACUGUAAGCGUGAUAUCAAGUGUUGUUCAAAUAAAAAGUAACGACGACAAAAAAGAAGAAGUCGUGGAAGCAGUUGAAGUAGAUAAUAAUAAUAUUGAUAAACCUGAAUAUGAUUUUCUGCAUAGGCAACCGUCCGAAGUCGUUGACGAAACGUAUAAGGUGAUUGACUUAAAGCCAAAUAAUAAACACGGUUCAAAAUCUAAGUCAAGAAAUCACGAUCAUUCACAUAAAGAAUCUAAAAAAGAUAGACACUCAACUGGAUUGGUUACGAAAUUUGGUGGUACAAUUGUUAAAGAAGGAGUUACUACGGUGCACGAAACUCAAGUACUCGGUACUUAUAUUUCUGGAAAAUAUGCUCAGGUACUUCAAAGUACUUCUAGAAUUGUUGGCAAACCUAAAAUAGCACCGACUCAGACAACAAAAAUUUUAAAAACAGCUGCCCCGAAUUUAUCGAAAAAUAAAGUACACUUGGAACCAACUCCAGCAGGAUCUUUACACGAAGAAACUGCUUUGCCUUUGGAAGCAUUAUUCCACGGAGACAAAAGUAAUAAUUUAAUUCGUCCAUCUCGAAGACCAGGUCCAGCUGUCGGAGCUCCUGUUAACAAAUCCGAUUUUAAAAAUAAAUUUCGAUCCCGAUCUUCAGCCAAAGAACAAGAUUUAAAUGAAGAUUACGAUAGAGAAGAACAAGAAAGUCAAAAUUUUCAUAAUCAUAAAAAGUCACGCAGCAGAUCGUCAUCAUCAUCAUCAUCAUCGCCAUCAUCAACUGUCAAAUCAACUGCCAGGUUUAACGGAAAUAACCGUUUUGCAAAAAGUAACCCAGAUUUACAGGUGACAACUGUUUCUGUCUAUAGUGAAGAAGCUACCGUAUCUCCAAAUGGUAGAAAAUAUCAAAAUACUAAUAGGAGAUCAGGUUCGGCUUAUCGUAAGAAUAAAGAAUAUGGUGCACACGAAAAAGAGAAAGAAAAAGAGAGAGAAAAAGAAAAAGAAAAAGAAAGAGAAAAAGAUGAUAACUUUUCCAGAAGAAGUUUUAAACCCAAAGUUCAGAGUUCACCCGUGGACAAUAAUUCAGGAACUAGUUUGUAUAAAUUUAAACUUCAAAGGCCAUCAGGUAGGUGGUCGUACAAAACUACUCCCAAGCCUAGAGUAACGAUUCGGAAGCAGGAUACGGAUCAAAAUGAAAUUUCAAAUCCUUUGACCACUCCCCAACCUCAAUAUUUAAUACAAGAAAAUGAGGAAAUUGUUGCGAAUAGAAGGGAAGACCAUGAGGAUUAUAAUGACGCAUAUAAAACCGUUAAACCGGAAGUUUCCGUAACCGCAUCCACAUUAAAAGUUCAAAUAUCUACGCCGGCUGAUUUUAGCGAUGUCUAUUAUGAAAUCGCCACAAUAAAAUCCCCUUAUACCUUUCAGGUUGGAACUGUUAAAAACACUCGUUUCAUAACUGUGACGUCUACUUUGGAAAAAACUUUACAGCCAGUUGAAUCAACACUUCCGGUUUUGCCAAAUAAAAUAACCGAACCAUUGACUGAAAAUAUUUUAGCCACAACUCCGGCUUUUGAUAAAGAUAAUAAUCUCGAUUCGAGCAUCGCAACACUCCCAGCCAUUGCUCUUGGUUCGGAUGCUGAAACGCCUCCAUUGGAAACCAUAACUGAAGCUUUCAGUACCACUCAAAUGUUAUUAAAAACUCAUAUACUACCUGUUAUCAGGGGAGGAAAUGAAACGACUACCUACACUUUGGUGCAAUCAUAUCACGUAACUCGGCUAGUCACUGCAACUAAAACGUUACCUCCAAUGGAAGUUUAUCAGUUCGUACCUAGUAAGACAUUAAACGAAUUUAACACCAGGUUAGAAGAAGCUGGUUCGGAGCUUCACUUAGAACUUGAUUUUGGUGACAACGAUAAUGAAGACGAUGAUGAACAUCCUUCAGCUAUUCGAGCUUUCCCUCCAGAUCUUGACCUAGCAAAUAUCGGUAACGAUUUCGAUAUAUCAUCGGUGGACAACAGCAAAAUUUCCGAAGCUUUACGUCAAGCAAAACUUAUAAAAGCAAAUCAAAAAAUGACAACGACAGAAAAACCACAAACGACGACGCCGGGUCUUUCUCCGGAACAACUUCAACAGUUGGCAUUAUUGCGUUUCUUAAAUCCGGCAGCAAACAUUCCUCAAUUUAUAACCUCAUCCAAACCCGUCGUAAAAUUAGAAACGGUUUACGAAUCUCACUUGAUACCAUUAUUUAACGGUGUGAGUACCAGUUACAGCACGAUAUCUCGUCCUAUUGCAACCGUCAGCAAAACGGAAUACGAAGUAGUGACGAGUACUAUAGGAAAUCCAUUACCUCAAGUACCAGUUAAUCCAUUAAAUCCCUUCCAAUCGGUUAAUCCUCUAUUUCCACCCCCUCCACAAUUUUCAGUUACAUCAACCCCUAUUUAUACGAGCACGAUGGUAACUGCUACCGAAAGCAAAGUCCUCAAGUUAACUUUUGGUGCAAAAACGGCAUAUACGACUCUUUAUUCAACGAGGGUUGUUCCAACAGUAUUAACAACAUAUUUAACGACAAACGUUCCUGUGGUACCAACAGCUUUUCCUGCCUUUUUCCCAUCACCAUUUGGUGGAUUUCCCGGUUACGUAGGAUAA
Molecule: messenger RNA, 3072 nt
Organism: Pediculus humanus corporis (human body louse)
Lineage: Eukaryota; Metazoa; Arthropoda; Insecta; Psocodea; Pediculidae
Exons: 11
Coding region: 1-3072 (1023 amino acids)
Source: RefSeq, a predicted model, not a curated record